Messenger RNA from Ilyonectria robusta, 1143 nucleotides. Its product is annotated as amino acid/polyamine transporter I. Gene Ontology annotation, biological process: transmembrane transport. Gene Ontology annotation, cellular component: membrane. The record is from RefSeq and is a predicted model, not a curated record. Gene Ontology annotation, molecular function: transmembrane transporter activity. NCBI's taxonomy places the organism in Eukaryota, Fungi, Ascomycota, Sordariomycetes, Hypocreales, Nectriaceae. Bases 1 to 1143 code for a protein of 380 amino acids. The transcript has 6 exons.
AUGACAGGAGCGUUCCACUGUCUGGGUGGUGUGUUCUCACCACCGGCAUUCUUGAUUGUGCUAUCACAAUUGGUUCUCACUUGCGCCGCCAUCUUCCAUGAAUCUUAUAGCCCCACGCGUUGGCAGGUCUUCUUGCUGUAUCAGUUCUGGAACGUGGUAGCCCUCGUUGUCUUGCUCUACGGUAGUCGAAUCCUGCCACUACUUAGUUCCAUUGCCUUUGUGUUCUUGGCAGGUGGGUUAUUUGUUACUAUUGGACUUCUCGUCGGCUUCGCUCCAGUCAAGGCCUCAAACCAAGUCGUCUGGUUUGACUUCCAAAACCUGACUGGAUAUGAGUCUCCUAUCAUCUGCACGAUGCUAGGUUUGCUGGGACCUGUCUACGGUUUUGGACCUCCUCACUUCCUUCUCAACAUGGCCGAAGACGUCAAGAACCCAUCCAAGAAUAUGCCCAUCGCUCUGGCAGCUCAACAAAUUGGAAGUACGAUAUUGCUUUUGGCAUUUUACAUCGCAGCUUACUACACAGUUGUCGACUACGAUGCUUUGUUCGCAUCGACGUUUCCUUCUGUUGUUGGAGCUGUGUACCUGGACGCAACCAACAACCGUGCAGUGACCCUUGUCCUACUCAUCAUCGUCUUGGCACCGGCGUUCUUUUCGUGCUUUAGCUACUUCCUGGCAAACAUCCGCCUUUUGUAUGGAUUUACGAGAGAUGGAGCUGUUCCGCACCGUGAUUGGUUUUCCAAGGUUGAUACGCGCCGAAAUAUCCCAAUCAAUAUUCUCUACGUGUCAACAUUUAUCAACUUCCUCCUUGGUUUUAUUUACCUUGGUAGCAGUGCUGGCUUCAGCAUUAUAUUAGGAUCUUCGGGAAUAUUCUACUGUGCCGGCUACAUUGUGUUCUUCGUCCCAACAAUAUUUAAUCGUCGUCGGUAUAUCGGCGAUGGAGUAUUCAAGCUUCCCUUCGGUGUCGGCAUGGCCUUUGCGAUUUUUUCGGUUAUCUAUGAGGCAUGGACGAUGGUUCUCUACUCUCUGCCUCCAGCAUAUCCAGUUACCCCCGAGAAUGCCAAUCUAACACCAGUGUUCCUGGUCGCCGGGACUUUGUUAAGUUUGGCAGGGUACCACUUUCACGGCCGUACACAUUUCCAGACCUAA